Molecule: messenger RNA, 951 nt
Organism: Rotaria socialis
Lineage: Eukaryota; Metazoa; Rotifera; Eurotatoria; Philodinida; Philodinidae
Source: the annotation of a GenBank genome assembly
AUGUUGCCUUCAAAUUUGUCUCAGAAAUUAUUAAAAAAUCUUUGGAAUACUAUUGUUUUGAAUAAACAAUUUGUGAGAAAUGGUCAACGUCAACCAAGCAUUCUUGAUGAAUAUGCAAAUAUCUAUCGACCUGAAGUUGAAAGUGACCUUGAAUAUUUGGCUGUGCAAACAAGUAGAAAUAAAUCAUUACAAGUUGAAUAUGAAAAAGAGCAACAGCGUAAACAAAGACAAACAGUUCGAUAUCAUAUCCUCCGGCGUAAAUAUGUCGCACAUCCAAACGACAUUGAAGUUGACCCGUACAUUAAAAAUCAUAUGCAAUUUUUACAUAAAAAUUACCCAAAUCGUUGGGCAGUAGAUCGACUUGCGGAAAGUUUCAAUUAUCCUAUUCACGAUGUUAAAUUAAUUUUACAGCAACGUACAAAACGUCGCAUGCGAGUCAGACCACGUCCACCGUCAUCAGUAUUCGGCAUCAAAGAUGGCGAAGAACGUGAAAAAAUUAUUCGCGAACAUCUAAUCAAACGAGAUUUACGAAAUAAGAAAAAUGAGGCAUUAGAAAAGGCUGAUGGUGAACCCAUUGACUGUCAACUAUUAGCUGAAGAAAGUAAUCUUAUUCCACGACAACGCCCGUCGGAUGCCUACAUGGAAAGAUAUAACGAUGGUUUCUUCUCAAAUAUCAUUUCGUCAUCCGAUGAAGAUCAACAAAAUAAACGUGACAAAUCACUAAACAAUAAACUUCUAACUUCAUCACCAACAUUACUCGAUCGUAUUACUAAACUUCGUCUUAAUGCAAAUGCAACUUAUGACACGUAUUCCAAUGAUCAAAAUUUAGAGCUGUAUAAUAAGCGUAUGGAAAUCAUUGAAAAAAUGCAAAAAUCUAAUGAUGCUAUUGUUGAAAUGAAUGAAAAGAAACAAAAAUUUCUUAAAAAACCACCGAUGAAAAAAAUAAAAUAA